CCACCAUUUCUCUCUCCCGUCAUCUACACACGGACAGGGGACAGGGGACAGGGCGCCAACAUAAAAUGUCGCAACAAAUUAUCCACGCAUAUCGCCGUCUCCUCCGAACCUCUCUCCAGGCAAUCCGCUACGCGAAACCCGCCCGCUUCACUCUCCAAUCUCACCUGCGCGACUCAUUCCGCAAUCCCAAAGCUGCCUUCAACGACCAGGAAAUCACCCAAACGCUAGAGUUUCUCUCCAACGCUGCAAAAUACAAGGGUGUAGAGGAAAAAGUGGUGCGGAAUCUUAUACAUGUCUGGGGUUGUAAAGAUAGAGAUAUCCCGGCUACAUUAAAACGUGCCAGAAAGGAUAUGGGUUUUAGAGACGCUGCCUAUGAGAAGGUUGAUGACGAUGUCAGGAUGCUGGAAUGCUCUCUGGGUAUACGACUAGGGUGACGAAGAGAAGCCGAGACCUGAUGCUGAUCUCUUUUCACUUGAAGCUGUCUCACGGCAGAGUACUGUCUAGGCUUGCCAUGAUGUCCCUGGAAUCGUCUCGUCUCAUCUACUCUCUGC
Aureobasidium subglaciale EXF-2481 is the source of this 551-nucleotide messenger RNA. RefSeq lists its product as uncharacterized. The transcript has 2 exons. The record is from RefSeq and is a predicted model, not a curated record. Lineage: Eukaryota; Fungi; Ascomycota; Dothideomycetes; Dothideales; Saccotheciaceae. The annotation marks the transcript as partial.